CCCCCCUCCUCCCUUCGUCCUCUUCCUCGCCUCCUCCCACAGCUCUUCCCUCGAGUCAUCCAUCGUAGAAACUCAAUUUCUUUUGUUUGGCUGUUAAGUCCUCUUGUAUAUCGCAUUUUUCAUUUACGACCAAACAUGGCAGACCAGAGCCAGCGCGCCGCUCCUCUUCGCCUCGGCUCUGAGGCCCCCAACUUCAAGGCCGUCACCACCAAGGGCGAGAUCGACUUCCAUGAGUUUAUCGGCGACAAUUGGGUCAUCCUCUUCUCGCACCCUGUAUGUGAAAGAUACCCUCAUGCCGCAAAAGACCUGCCAUCAGUCGCUAACGGCCGGCUCGGCCCGUUCCAGGAUGACUUCACUCCAACCUGCACCACCGAGCUCGGUGCUUUCGCCAAACUCGAACCCGAAUUCACGAAGCGGGGCGUUAAGCUUAUCGGAUUGAGUGCCAACGGCUUGAAGUCCCACCACGACUGGAUCAAAGACAUCGACGAGGUCACCGGCUCCCACUUGCAGUUCCCCAUCAUUGCAGAUGCCGAUCGCCACAUCUCGUAUCUCUAUGACAUGAUCGACUAUCAGGACACCACAAACGUUGACGAGAAAGGCAUGGCCAUGACCAUUCGCUCCGUCUUCAUCAUCGACCCCAAGAAGAAGAUCCGUCUGAUAAUGAGCUACCCAGCCAGCACCGGCCGCAACACCGCAGAAGUCCUCAGAGUGGUCGAUGCUCUCCAGACGACGGACAAGAACGGUGUCAACACCGCCAUCAAUUGGACCCCAGGCGACGAUGUGAUCGUCCCACCCUUCGUGUCCACCGAGGAUGCGAUCAAGAAGUUCGGCGACGUCAGAAUUGUCAAGCCGUACCUCCGAUAUGCCACUAUUAAGAACUAAAUUGUGCUUUGGGUUUCAGGAGUUGAGAAUCGGGGAGUUUUUAUGCGGUAUCUGUAAUGACCAAUGAAUCAAGUUGAUCUAACCACCUUUGAGUAACCAACCACUCCAUAACUAGUCUUUAAUUGCAAAAUUAAACCAAGAAUUGCCUUGAUAG
This is a messenger RNA of Coccidioides posadasii C735 delta SOWgp, 1036 nucleotides long. The record is from RefSeq and is a predicted model, not a curated record. Lineage: Eukaryota; Fungi; Ascomycota; Eurotiomycetes; Onygenales; Onygenaceae.